ACCGCUGGCGCGGCCGCCGCCUUUCCGGUGCCGCUCCGCGCCUUUUCCCCCCUCSCCCUGCGCGGACCUGGUCCCGCCACCGCACAGGCCGGCGACCCGGCACGCUCCACUCCACUGCGCCCGUGCCAGGCCACAGCACCCACCCCCCCCUCUGCCCGGGCCUAGUGCGCGUGCGCCCGGUCACGCGCCGCGGCGGGAGCCGCUGCCUUGGUCACGCGGGAGAAGGGCCGAGCAGCUGAUUGGCUGCGCCGGCGACGGCGCGAACGUGGUGCGCGCGUACAGUGAUGCGCGUGUGCUGGCUCGUGGGCAAAGAGAAAUGCACUCAGCGAGUGAAACUGCCCCACUUGGAAGCCGUGGUAAUUGGGCGUGGCCCAGAGACUGGGAUAACGGAUAAGAAGUGUUCACGGCAGCAAGUUCAGUUAAAAGCAGACUGUAACAAGGGGUAUGUCACAGUUAAGCAGAUAGGGGUCAACCCAACUAGUGUUGAUCUUAUGAAUAUUGGCAAGGAUGAAGCAGUGAAAAUGAAGCCAGGCCAAGUUCUGCAUAUUGUGAAUAACCUUUACCCCUACACCAUUCAAUUUACUGAAGAGUCAGGGAAAACUAUUCCAAAAGCAGACAAGAUGCCAUAUGAGGACUCCUGUGAGAAUGAUGAUAUAGAGCUUGUGCCCAGAAAAACAAUGAAGUUGGAGAUGAUGGAUACAGAAGGCAGUUCUACAAAUCCCAGGCUAGGCAAUACCAGUGUAUCUGCACAUGAAGAAACUUCGAGCAAAAAGGAAAGUUUAGGACACUGGAGUCAGGGUCUAAAGAGCUCCAUGCAAGAUCCAAAAAUGCAGGUUUACAAAGAUGAAAAAACUGUUGUCAUCAAGGAUAAGUAUCCUAAAGCACGUUACCACUGGCUUGUCUUACCAUGGGACCCAAUUUCAAGCCUCAAGUCAGUCACCAGGGACCACCUUGAACUCCUGGAACAUAUGCAUGCAGUUGGGCAAAAAAUGAUUGAACAGUGCCCUGCCRGAGAGAGCCUGGAGUUCAGACUGGGUUACCAUGCUAUCCCCAGUAUGAGUCAGCUACAUUUGCAUGUUAUCAGCCAGGAUUUUGAUUCUCCGGCCCUGAAAACCAAAAAACACUGGAACUCUUUUACUACAGACUACUUCUUAAACUCUCAAGAUGUGAUAGAGAUGGUAAGAAGCAAAGGAAAGGUGAUGGUGAAAGACCAUACCKCUGAACUUCUCAAACUUCCCCUCAAAUGCCAUUGUUGUAAACAACAGCUGUCCACAAUCCCACAGUUAAAGGAACAUCUCAGGAAACAUUGGCCAAAGUGAUUUUGCAAAAAAAUCAUCUUYCAGUCUGUCUUCAGAUUUCCAGCCAACACAAAGACUGCAAAAUGUUAAUGGAAAUAUAUGUUCAUUAACUGGAAUGACAAAUGUAGUGUGGAGAAAAGUAGUCUGAAAACAGCACCAUAUUGGUUCAGUAAYAGCUCAGACAAAAAUCCAAACUCUCCCAUCCCUCCUCCCUAAAAAUAUAAAUAAAGUGACUUCUGAAAUUUAAGCUUUUUGUUUGCAGCUUUGUUGUGGUACAGCCACACUAGUCUGUAAGUAAACUGAAGUCUGGAAGAAGUGCUUUGUUUGGAUGAAAGGAUUUAUUUUAAUUCAGAAACUGAACUGAAUCCAGAUCUAGGUUGCUACUGAGAAAGGAGAGAAACAAUGAUUUAGAGGUCUUUCUCUUGACGUUUUCUGCCUGCCACUGAGGUUUCUUGUGUUAAUGUUGAGGCACUGGCGUGGCUGAUUGUACUGUCAGUGUAGUGGAAGGAGCAGCAGCUGAUCAUCCCACUUUGCUGGACCACUGAAACACCUGACAGUGAAAGUGCUGCUGAACUUCCCCUCAGCUGUGAAGUGGGAUUUGCCCCUUACCAGGGUGCCAUUGUGUGGUUUAAUCCUGCCCUGUUUCUCCACAUCAGGAUUUUAGUGAGCCUCUAAUCACUUGAUUGUUGUCAAGAUGUGAACUUGCAGAGGCAGCACAGCAGUAGUAAUAAAAAUCUCUUUCUGAGUCCAGAACUGGUUUGUAUAGUUGAACUUCAUCCUGAGCCCAGCUUUGACCUGUUAAGUAAGAUGCUCACCGAGUGAAAUGGCUUUCAGUAAGAGUUUCACAGAGCUUUUGCUACACAAGCAAAAUGYUACUCCUAACUCUUAAUAACACAUUCUGUGGGGAGAGGGUAUCGUCUUGUUCCAUUCCCCUAUGAAGCAGUGUGUUGCAAUACACACACCAGUGGGGCAAAAAACAAGCUGACGUUGUUGGAAAAGAAUAAAGAUGUUUUGGUAAUAAAAUUGUCCUCAAAACGUGUUCUUUCCCCUGGUGUACAAGAAGCUGAUCCACAAAAAGUGUCAUAUUUAUUUAUACUUGUGCAGAGAUGGGUGCUGGCUGGUGAAUGCAUAGAGGCAGUUGUAGCGCAGCGAUGUAUUUAUAUUUCAAAAUAUCUAAGUCUGCACUUAUCUAGUAUCUAAAUACCUGGCUACUCCACAGCUGUUGGACAAUCUUUUACCUGCCUCAGUUUAAAGAUAUAAUCCAUUUUGAAUUUAUUGUGCAUAUUCAGUGGAUAGGAGUCUUCAUUUGGAAGUGGGUAAUCUAAGUUUUAGAYAUGUGUUUUUUACAUUAUAAUGAGCUAAGUUCAUCU
Messenger RNA from Malurus melanocephalus (red-backed fairy wren), 2668 nucleotides. It is a transcript of the gene APTX, whose product is annotated as aprataxin. Gene Ontology annotation, biological process: double-strand break repair; single strand break repair. Bases 285 to 1319 code for a protein of 344 amino acids. NCBI's taxonomy places the organism in Eukaryota, Metazoa, Chordata, Aves, Passeriformes, Maluridae. Gene Ontology annotation, molecular function: single-stranded DNA binding; double-stranded RNA binding; protein binding. Gene Ontology annotation, cellular component: nucleus. The transcript has 8 exons. The record is from RefSeq and is a predicted model, not a curated record.